Messenger RNA from Didymodactylos carnosus, 222 nucleotides. Lineage: Eukaryota; Metazoa; Rotifera; Eurotatoria; Philodinida; Philodinidae. The record is from the annotation of a GenBank genome assembly.
AUGUAUGGUCCAAGCACAAAGAAUGCUCUAGAGGCAACAAAUCGUGUCAUAAAAGAUGAAGAUACGCUAAGAGAACGAUUGGUUUUAGCAGGAUUUACAGUUGUUCUAUUUCCAAGUGUCAAUAAGUGGUCCAAAGAACGAAAUCCGGCUGGUAUCAAUUCAGAAAAGUUCGAACAUCAAUCGUCAAUCACAUUAUCACACUGGACCGAUGGAUACAAUUAG